UGACAGUCGAAAGAUGGAAAAAGUGUAAGCAGCAAAAUUAUUUAAAAACUAUUUCAUUUUCAUUUUGAUCGUGUAGUCGUAACGAGCAGAAAAUGUCUUUUUGCAGUAAUAAAAUCGUACAAUUUAGUUAAACGUAUGUGACGUGAAUCAAAAAAGUGAUUGAAAAUAAAACAAGAUACAUUUUGUGCAUUUGCCCUCUGAAUACGUGAACACAGAGUUAUUGAUUUAUAAAUAUUUUAAACAAUAAUAAAAAAAAAAAUGUUCUCUGCAUUGACAGUGAAUUCAUUCGAUUAAAUUGCAGUGCAAAGAAGUGUUGUUCUUUUCUUUAUUAUUAUUUUUUUGCUUUCGUUGUUUUGGUUAGAUUUUUCUCUUGUGAAUUGAUUGAUGAAUGAUUGCAUUUGCAUACACCUAUCAGAGAAUUACAUAAGAAAGUGUUGUAAAAUUUUCACCUUAAAACUAAAAAUCCAUCAUUCAACGAACAUUGUACAUAUGAACAUCAGCUAAGAAGUAGAAGAAAACACAACCAGUGGAACCCGAAUAAGAAACACCAAACGAGAGAUAAAUUUCGUAAAGGAAAAGAAAACUCAAAUUCAUUAUCAUGAUUUGCCGAUUGUUUCGUGCACAUGGCGAAUUCUGUGCUUCACAUCCUUGGGAGGUUAUUGUUGCGCUGUUAACAUUAACGGCGUGCAUUUUAACGGUGGACAAAGGCAGCGAAAAUACAUCGACCACUCGGCCCCGGCAGUGUCAAGGAUGGCGUGACUCGUGCGAAGGAUUCGAAGCCGAAUAUAAUGCGGCUGAUGUCAUACUGAUGACCAUCGUCAGAUGUUCAGCCGUUCUAUAUUCGUACUAUCAAUUUUUGAAUUUACACAAAUUCGGAUCAAAGUACAUAUUGGGCAUUGCCGGUCUAUUCACGGUAUUCUCCAGUUUUAUAUUCACAUCCAGUGUCAUUAACUUCCUCGGCAGCGAAGUGUCUGAUCUCAAAGAUGCACUAUUCUUCUUCCUACUGUUAAUCGACUUGUCCAAGGCUGGCUAUCUGGCACAACUAGCUCUACGAGGUUCGAAUCCAUCGGAGGUUACACUGAAUAUAGCUCGUGGUAUGGAACUUCUUGGCCCGGCAAUUUCAUUGGAUACACUGGUUGAAACAUUGGUCAUCGGCGUUGGAACACUGUCCGGCGUACAGCGAUUAGAAGUUCUAUGCGGAUUUGCUGUGAUGUCGGUAGUGGUGAAUUAUGUCGUCUUUAUGACCUUCUAUCCAGCCUGUUUGUCGUUGAUCAUGGAUCUAUCGAAGAACGGUGUUGAGUUGUCGAAAGUGAAGGAACGUGCAAAGGAUUCGUUGGCUCUGCACUCAUUCAUCGAAGAAGAUCAUAAACCGAAUCCGGUCGUGCAAAGAGUGAAGGUCAUUAUGUCCACCGGCCUGAUGCUUGUUCAUGCCUACAGUCGCUUUGUGUUCACCGAUAAAGACCCGGUAUCAACCAAUGGUCCAUUGCAUCUCAAUCAGCAACAUUCAGUAGCUAUGAAUCGUACCGAACCGAGUGAUGUGUCUGGCUACAUUAUCAAAUGGUUGACAAUGAGCGCAGACCAAAUCGUUAUACUCAUCCUACUAAUAGCACUGCUAGUCAAAUUUAUAUUCUUCGAGGACCGUGAAGACCUAGCCGACCAAUUGCGUCAACAGCAACAGCAACAGCAAAUAGCUGCUGCCACACAAGUUGAUGCCGACAAUCUGGAAGCUGAGACCACACAAUCGGAAACUACCACAAUGCCAAAGAAAGUACCGAAAGUACCAAUGUUCGUGAUAUCCGACAUUACCGAAUUUGUCGACCGGUCAACGCAAACUGAUUUCGAUGACUACGAAGACGAUUGCGUCGAAAUGAAACAAUUUGUUAGUUUGCCGCCUCGCCCGUUAGACGAGUGUUUAGCAAUUUUAAACUCAGAUGACGGGGCAAGCGUAUUAACCGAUGAAGAAAUAACGCUAAUUGUUCGAGGUGGUGGAGGACAUUGUCCAUUAUACAAAAUCGAAUCAAUUAUCAACGAUCCGGAACGCGGUGUCAAAUUGCGACGUAAUAUUAUGUCGGCUGAGGCGAAUAUACCGCUGGAUACGCUAAACAGCUUGUCCUACAAGCAUUUUGACUAUACUAAAGUGAUGAAUGCAUGCUGUGAGAAUGUGUUGGGCUACGUUCAGAUACCCGUGGGAUAUGCCGGCCCAUUGUUAUUGGAUGGAUGUAAAUAUUUUGUACCAAUGGCAACGACUGAAGGCGCAUUAGUAGCUAGUACUAAUCGUGGUUGUAAAGCCCUGUCUGUGCGUGGAGUUUCUAGUUUUGUUGAAGAUAUCGGAAUGACUCGGGCACCAUGCGUCAAAUUUCCAAACGUUUUACGAGCCUCCAUGGCCAAAAGGUGGAUAGAACAUCCGGAUAAUUUCGAGAACAUCAAAACUGCAUUCGACUCAACUAGUCGAUUUGCCAGAUUACAAGAGGUUUUAAUUGCCAUGGAUGGUCCGCAGCUGUACAUUCGAUUCCGUGCUCUGACUGGCGAUGCAAUGGGAAUGAAUAUGGUGUCCAAAGGUGCUGAGAUGGCCCUGCGAUACAUACACAAAGCCUUUCCGGAUAUGCAAAUCAUCAGUUUGAGCGGUAAUUUCUGUUCGGACAAGAAGCCGGCUGCAAUAAACUGGAUCAAAGGGCGCGGCAAGCGUGUAGUUUGUGAGUGUAUCAUUCCAGCGGACAAAUUGAAAUCGAUCUUGAAAACGGAUGCCAAAACUUUGGUUCAAUGCAACAAAUUGAAAAAUAUGGCCGGAAGUGCUAUGGCUGGUAGUAUCGGCGGUAAUAAUGCUCAUGCUGCGAAUAUGGUAACAGCCGUUUACAUUGCGUGCGGUCAAGAUCCGGCUCAGAAUGUGACCAGCAGCAAUUGUUCGACGGGAAUGGAACUGUACGGAGAAACUGGCGAAGAUUUGUACUUGACCUGUACGAUGCCAUCUUUGGAAGUUGGCACAGUCGGAGGUGGUACCGGCUUACCCGGUCAAAGUGCAUGUUUGGAAAUGUUGGGCGUUCGAGGAGCGCACAAAACAAAUCCGGCGGAAAAUUCGAAAACUCUGGCUAAAAUAAUUUGCGCAACUGUUAUGGCCGGUGAACUGAGCUUAAUGGCUGCACUCGUCAAUAGUGAUCUAGUCAAAAGUCAUAUGCGUCAUAAUCGAUCAUCUGUGGCUGUCAAUCCAGGUUUUGGAUUGAAUCUUCCAAUGUCAACAGCAACUGCAACAUCAUCUACGACAACAUUAACUACCUCAUCGACAUAGUUUUACAUUAUGAUUAUGUUGGAAAUUUAUUUUUAUUUUUUUCAUUCGUUUUAUGUUGCAACGAAACGGUUUUUCUUAUUAUAAUUACUUUAAUAUCGAGUCUGAACAAGAGAGUGCGUGUAAAGACAUCGAAAGCGUUUUUUUUAAAAUAGAUUUUGUAACUUUCGAUCGAGUGUUUUGCGUUAUUUGGUUUAUGGUUGUUAUGUGGGAAAAAAGCCUUACGAUGCGUGUUGGCGAACUUUUAAUAAUUAUUUCCAAUGGUGAACUGUCUUGUUGUGUAAAAACCUAUUGUUUGGAAGCUCAAAAAAGCGUUUUUUUUUAAUUUUUAAUUUUUUAGACGAAUAAAUUAUUCCAAUUUAAAUGAAAUGUAUUGACCCUUUACAUCAAAGCAAAACAGAACAAACAUAUUUGCAACUUUGCUGCACUAAAUAUAUUUCCUUUCAAUGUUCUGUUUCUCACCUUUUAUUAUCGGAAAUGAAUGAAACCUGUUACUUCUCAUGUCUCCUUUUUUCACACUGACCAGAGACUAACAUUAGGUCCAGUUUAAACCACAACACAAUUGACCUUAUUCUGGAAGAUACACGGAUAUUCUUCCUCUCGUAUCGAAAACACAUUACGAAGUCUGUGCAACCUAAAUGAUAAGAAAAGAAAUUGAUCAAAAAAUCGAAAAAUGAUUUCAAGUUAUGUAAGGGUAUACCGUUCAGACUUGGUUGCAGUACCUUUUUUAUAUAUACGAAAAAAAAAAUAUUUUUUUUAUUAUUAUUAGCAAAUUGGUUAAACGAUUUAGUCGGAGGUGUGUAUGAGUCAUAAAAUUUAGCUGUAGAUUUAUCUAAUAUAAAAUGCAAGACAAUAAUUAUGAGUAUUAAGUGAAUCGAAAUAUUAAUUUUUUUCUUACAAAAUUUCAUCUCAAAUUCGUUUUUAAUCUAAAAGAGAAAAGUUUGCGAAUUUUCGCUUUGUAUGGGGGGUUGUGUUUAUAAGAAGAAAGAGCAGAAUCGGAAACUUAAUUUUUUGUGUUGUUUUUAAUCUACUUACAGAGUUUUUGGUUUUAUUUUAUUUAAUUUUUUUUUGUAUUAUUAUUGAUAGCAACAGCAGCAGCCUUUUAAUUAUUUGUUUUUUCUUCUCAUCGUUCAUUUUGCUGCGUGUGUUCUAAUCAAAUAUUAUUAUUCAUCAGAUCAUCCAUUUUGCUCAUUAUAAUUCUAUCUAAUUUUAGCAAUGUUAAUCGAUUGAUAACAAUCACAAAGGAAAACGUCGAUGACAUUGGUUGUACUUAGCGCAAUUUAUAAAAAUAAUUUAAAUUGAAAUGUUCAGUUUUUCUAUUAUAAUGAACCCAAAACUAAACAAAAAAAAAGUAAGGAAACAGACCAGAUCUGUACGCAUUACGGUUAUUACGGUCUAGGAAGAAUGCGUACCGUGUUUCGGUUCAGUUUUUUUUCUUUUCUCAAAUUUUAUUUGAUUUAACAAAUGUUGUUUGAGCUAAGAUAGUAAGGAUUUGAGUCCAACAAAAAAAAAAUCGAAUUCAUCUAAAUGCUCAGACGAAUGUCAUCAAUUAAUUUUAAUUUAGAUGUAGCGUUCAUCAAUAGAUAAAUUAUAACAUUUUGUAAGGACGACGAAAUUUUUUCCAUUUUUUUUUAAAUUUUAUUUUAAUUUCUUCGAUAACAACCACAUAUGGAUUGAGAGCCUAAGCAUGCAUAAAUCAGUUCCUCAUCAAGCACAGUUUGAAACCUGUGUUGUUACACUAACUUACGACGAAACAUUUUCCUUCUGGCACUUUUACUAUUUAGAGCGCUAUCAUCGCUCUGGUGUCCAGCUAAUGUAUCUAAUGUAUAUUUCCACCAACUUACUUCACAGACCAAAUUCAAUAUCUCUACGAAGUGAAAUGAUUCAGUGACGCACGUCAAGGAACGCUCCCAAGGGGUCCUCCUAUCGUUUGAAAAUAAAUGUGACAGAAUAAACAAUUCUAGGUCCUGGGUAGUGUAACAAUAUGGUAUGGUUCCAGGCCGUUGAUCUAUGAAGGACGGAUAUAUGCAUACAUUGGCUGUCGGCCUAACAGAGAACCCGAUGUUUUGGAAUAAUGUUUUUGUCUCAAAUUCCGUUUUUUUUUCAAUGUUAAUCAAAAUUUGAAAGAAGUUACAAAUCAAAUCUAAAUCAAUCAAAAUGAAGUGCGGGAACCAAAAUUACUCGUCCCCCACUGUUUUUUUUUAAAUAAAUAAUUUUGAUUUUCAUAAAUCAAUUUGGUGCUGAAACGACUAAUGUAAAAAUGGAAAUAAAAAACUGAAAAGUUCUUCUGUAAAACAAACAAACAAAAUUGUAAAUAAAUCGUAAAAUGGAAAAUGCCAAAUAAGCUUAACGUUUAAAAUGGACCUACGAGUAACGGGGCAUGUAAUAGAAAAUGAAAGGAAAAUAGGAUUUUUAAAGGAUAAAAAGUAAUGGUAAAAAUGCUGCAAGCGAAAAAGUUUUUAUUUUAAAGGAGGAAUGAAAUUAGCUUAGUUAAAUGAAGAAAAUUGUUUAUUUAUUUUUAAGCAAAUCCAAUAAAAUAUUUAUGUGAAAAAUGAAGAAAAAAAACGAAGUUAAAUUAAGCAGAGAGAAAAAAGUUCUUUAUACCGACUAUUAUUAUACAUUGUAUGAACACUAUCUAUCUUGUACUAAAAAGAAACGAAUUAGUUAAACUAA
Messenger RNA from Bradysia coprophila, 5953 nucleotides. It is a transcript of the gene Hmgcr, whose product is annotated as HMG coenzyme A reductase. Gene Ontology annotation, molecular function: hydroxymethylglutaryl-CoA reductase (NADPH) activity; NADP binding; protein binding. Lineage: Eukaryota; Metazoa; Arthropoda; Insecta; Diptera; Sciaridae. Gene Ontology annotation, biological process: isoprenoid biosynthetic process; coenzyme A metabolic process; sterol biosynthetic process. Gene Ontology annotation, cellular component: peroxisomal membrane; endoplasmic reticulum membrane. The record is from RefSeq and is a predicted model, not a curated record.